Molecule: messenger RNA, 1566 nt
Organism: Rattus norvegicus (Norway rat)
Lineage: Eukaryota; Metazoa; Chordata; Mammalia; Rodentia; Muridae
Gene: Ltap1
Product: lipid transport auxiliary protein 1
Exons: 7
Coding region: 123-884 (253 amino acids)
Cellular component (GO): mitochondrion; Golgi apparatus; plasma membrane
Source: RefSeq, marked validated
AAAACCAAAUGGAAAUGGCCGGAGAGCUCCAGGGCACCUAGGUUCCCUGGCUUCGGCUUCGGCUGGGCUAACGCGCGAGUGUGGUGGGACUAUCCUAGGAGGUGUUCCUGGAGAGAGAGGCGAUGGCGUCAAGUAGUAACUGGCUGUCCGGAGUGAAUGUCGUUCUUGUGAUGGCGUACGGGAGCCUGGUAUUCGUAUUGCUGUUUAUUUUUGUGAAGAGACAAAUCAUGCGCUUUGCAAUGAAAUCUAGAAGGGGACCUCAUGUCCCUGUGGGACACAAUGCCCCGAAGGACUUAAAAGAGGAAAUUGAUAUUCGGCUAUCCAGAGUUCAGGACAUCAAGUAUGAACCGCAGCUCCUUGCAGAUGAUGAUACCAGACUACUACAGCUGGAAACCCAGGGGAGUCAAAGUUGCUACAACUAUCUGUACAGGAUGAAAGCUCUAGAUGCCAUCCGUGCCUCUGAGAUCCCAUUUCAUGCUGAAGGCCGGCACCCCUGUUCUUUAAUGGGUAAGAAUUUCCGCUCCUACUUGCUAGAUCUGCGAAACACUAGCACUCCUUUUAAGGGUGUUCGAAAGGCCCUCAUUGAUACCCUCCUGGAUGGAUAUGAGACAGCUCGCUAUGGGACAGGGGUCUUUGGCCAGAGUGAGUACUUGCGUUAUCAGGAGGCCUUGAGUGAGCUGGCCACUGUGGUCAAAGCACGAAUUGGGAGCUCUCAGAGACAACACCAGUCAGCAGCUAAAGACCUAACUCAGUCGCCUGAAAUGUCACCAACAACCAUUCAGGUCACGUAUCUGCCCUCCAGUCAGAAGAGCAAACGCCCUAAGCACUUCCUCGAACUGAAGAGCUUUAAAGACAACUACAACACACUGGAGAGCACUCUGUGAUGGAUGGAGAGCACUCUGUGACGGAGCUGCCCACAAGCCAGCUGCAUGGCGCUCAGGAUAUCUGGUUCAGCAGACCCAGACUUUUGGCUAAAGCAUUCUGACAGAGCAGUGUCUAAAAGGUCAUUCCCAACCCUUUCUUAUAUUGGCUAAGACCUCAGUCUCUCCCAGGAGCAAUUCUUCUGGAUUUGAAUUCAAACGUCAUUCUUAACAUUUCUGUUGAAGCUUCCUUGAAAUCUUUGCUUGAUUUCGGAUGUCAUUCACCUACCCUACUCAACGUUGUUUAGUCCUAAAGUUGUAAAUUGAGAUGAGGGAUCUUCCAUGUCGACCCCAUUGCACCCAACUGAAUAGAAGUAUUGAGGUUUAGAGCAUCUCGGAUUUGAUUGGUGGAAAAGUCCGUCAGGACCUCAUGGGGAAAGGAGAUUGAGAACGUGGGUAGGAUGUCCUCUGGAAUUUUGGUGCUCCAUCUAAACCAGGUGUAUUGUGACAUGACCAUGACGUUCCUAAGGUGGAAGGAUCUAUCCCCACUGUUACCCACUACUUAUGACAGGUAAAAAGGAAUGUUCUGGUACUUGGCAUAACCUAUGCCAAGAUGUGACAGUGUAAAGAAGUGCUUUCCUUGAAUGUCAGUGUAUUAGUCUCAGUUUACAAAGUACUGAAUAAAACUAACUACUACAAAACCAUG